AUGACAUUCAAAUCACCUUCCUUCGUGCCCUCACUCCCCAAUGUGCCAGACACGGUAUCAUUACCCGAAUUCAUGUUCGAUGAACAGCACGGGCGGUCUCCCAUCACCACGUCUCUAGAUGCUUACACUUGUGGUCUCACCGGCCGGAGUACAUCUGCCCAGGAACAGAAGUCUAGGGUAGGUUAUCUUGCUCGAGCGCUUUCGAGGGAGCUAGGAUGGGGUGUGAACGAGGGCUCUGAGUACGACAAGGUCGCUUGCAUCUUUGCUUUAAAUACGAUCGAUAUAAUGACGCUCAACUGGGCAAUCCUCACUGUCAAUGGUGUUUCCUCUCCUGCCAACGCGGCCUACUCAGUCGAGGAACUGCGGCAUCAAUUAGUGUUCUCUGGAUGCAAAGCUCUAUUCACGGUAAUGCCAUUACUACCGAUUGCGUUGCGAGCGGCUACUUUGGCAAACCUACCUCACGGGCGCAUCUACGUUUGUGAGAUGCCUGGCGACGGUGCAAUUCCGCGCCAGUACAAAACGAUAUCCCAACUUGUCGAGAUGGGCAUGCAGCUGUCCGAGUUGGAGCCCAAUAAAUGGACCCAGGGCCAAGGAGCACGUCAGACGGCGUUCCUAUGCUACAGUAGCGGCACCUCAGGGCUUCCGAAAGCUGUUAUGAUAUCCCAUCGAAAUGUGAUAGCCAACACCAUCCAGAGCUGUACGUUUGAGAAGGCAAGUCGCGAUACCAGGGGCUCUGAAUAUCGAGAUGUCGCACUCGGGUUACUACCACAGUCUCAUAUUUAUGGCCUGGUGAUUAUUGCACAUGCUUCAACCUGGCGAGGCGACCAAGUCAUUAUCCUUCCAAAAUUCGAGCUUAAAAGCUAUCUGAAUGCAAUUGCCAGAUACAAGAUCAACACACUCUACCUAGUGCCACCCAUCGCCAUUAGCAUGGCAAACAACGAGAUAAUCAUGCAGUCGUAUGACCUCAGCUCGGUGCGACAAAUAUUUUCAGGUGCCGCCCCACUGGCGAAAGAGAUUGCUGAACAAUUGCUGUGCCGGCAUCCUAGCUGGGUUAUUCGGCAGGCAUAUGGUCUCACAGAGAGUGCCACAGUAGUAACAUCGACCAGCCCACAUGACAUCUGGCAAGGCUCGUCGGGGUGCCUGCUGCCUGGCUGCGAGGUGAAGCUGAUCGAUACCGAGAGCGGGAGAGAGAUUACGGGCCAUGGAGAAGCUGGUGAGAUAUUAGUCAGGUCGCCUGCUGUGGUACUCGGAUAUUUGAAGAACGACAAAGCUACGCAAGCCACCUUUGUCGAUCUUCCAAGUGGCCGCUUUCUCAAAACUGGUGACAAAGGCGAGUUCCGGUUGUCACCCAACGGUGGAAACGAACACCUGUGGAUCGUUGAUAGGAUCAAAGAGCUUAUCAAAGUCAUGGGACAUCAAGUAGCGCCAGCAGAACUUGAAGCCUGUCUUCUCAAUCAUGUUGCGGUUGCUGAUUGUGCCGUCACCUCCGUGCCUGACAACAAAGCCGGGGAGAUUCCAAAGGCAUAUGUGGUAAAAUCACAGAGCGCUCUGUCCUCGAAUGAGAGCGAUGAGAAACUCAAGUUGGAUAUCCUGGAGUACGUCCAAGGGGAGAAGGCUCGAUAUAAGUGGAUCACGGGCGGCAUUGAAUUCCUCGAUGCUAUACCAAAAUCUCCGUCGGGAAAGAUCCUCAGAAGAUUACUGCGUGACAGAGAACAGGAGAGGAGACGAGCGUCCAGUGCCAGACUCUAA
Molecule: messenger RNA, 1749 nt
Organism: Exophiala aquamarina CBS 119918
Lineage: Eukaryota; Fungi; Ascomycota; Eurotiomycetes; Chaetothyriales; Herpotrichiellaceae
Exons: 4
Coding region: 1-1749 (582 amino acids)
Molecular function (GO): CoA-ligase activity
Source: RefSeq, a predicted model, not a curated record